Messenger RNA from Fundulus heteroclitus (mummichog), 4441 nucleotides. RefSeq names its product kinesin heavy chain. Gene Ontology annotation, biological process: microtubule-based movement. Lineage: Eukaryota; Metazoa; Chordata; Actinopteri; Cyprinodontiformes; Fundulidae. The record is from RefSeq and is a predicted model, not a curated record. Gene Ontology annotation, molecular function: ATP binding; microtubule binding; microtubule motor activity. The coding region runs from base 233 to 3088 and encodes 951 amino acids. The transcript has 26 exons.
CAGGAGAGCUCCAACCCGGACACCGAGCUCCGCAUCGGGACGCAGCGCUGCGGCUCGUCCCGCCUGGCCAUGGCGCAGAUAAGAAAAACUCAGAUGCUGAGCUGAAGCUGGAAACUUCAUGGACGCAGCGUUAAAGUUUCCUCUGAGGGGGGAUUUCUUUAUUCUAACCCUUGGGGCCACCGACUCUCUUGCCUCUUAGCUGUUUUUAUUUCUGGACCAGGAAGCUGCAGCCAUGGCGGAUGCGUCAGAGUGCGGAGUGAAGGUGAUGUGCCGCUUCAGGCCCCUGAAUGAGGCCGAAAUCACCAGAGGGGACAAAUACAUCCCCAAGUUUAAGGAGGACGACACCGUGGUGAUAACCGGCAAACCCUACGUGUUCGACCGUGUGCUGCCGCCAAACACGUCACAAGAGCAAGUUUACGAGCAGUGUGCCAAACAGAUAGUCAAAGAUGUGCUGUGCGGUUACAACGGGACAAUCUUCGCUUAUGGACAGACGUCUUCUGGAAAGACCCACACCAUGGAGGGCAAGCUGCACGACCCGCGGCUGAUGGGCAUCAUCCCUCGCAUCGCCCAGGACAUCUUCGACCACAUCUACUCCAUGGACGAGAACCUGGAGUUUCACAUCAAGGUUUCCUAUUUUGAAAUCUACUUGGACAAGAUCAGGGACCUGCUGGACGUGUCGAAGACGAACCUCGCUGUGCAUGAAGACAAGAACAGGGUGCCCUAUGUGAAGGGCUGCACUGAGCGCUUUGUGUCCAGUCCUGAGGAGGUGAUGGACGUCAUCGACGAGGGAAAGGCCAAUCGGCACGUGGCGGUGACGAACAUGAACGAGCACAGCUCCCGCAGCCACAGCAUCUUCCUGAUCAACAUCAAGCAGGAGAACGUUGAAACGGAGAAGAAGCUGUCGGGGAAGCUCUACCUGGUGGAUCUGGCCGGCAGCGAGAAGGUCAGCAAGACCGGCGCUGAGGGCGCGGUGCUGGACGAGGCGAAAAACAUCAACAAGUCUCUGUCGGCGCUGGGGAACGUCAUCUCCGCUCUGGCUGAGGGAACUAAAACCCACGUGCCGUACAGGGACAGCAAGAUGACCCGGAUCCUGCAGGACUCCCUGGGAGGGAACUGCCGCACCACCAUCAUCAUCUGCUGCUCGCCGUCCGUCUACAACGAGGCCGAGACUAAGUCCACGCUCAUGUUCGGACAGAGAGCGAAGACCAUCAAGAACUCGGUGUCUGUGAACCUGGAGCUGACGGCCGAGGAGUGGAAGAAGAAGUACGAGAAGGAGAAGGAGAAGAACAAGAGCCUGAAGACCGUCGUCCAGAGGCUGGAGGCCGAGCUGAACCGCUGGAGGAACGGGGAGAGCGUUCCUGAGGAGGAGCGGCUGAGUGCUAAAGAUCAGAAGAGCGUGGAGCUGUACGACAACACCCCCAUCAUCGACAACCUGCAGCCAGAGGGAGGAGGAGGAGGCGUCUCCAGCCAAGAGAGGAGCACGCAAGAGGAGGACAUCAGGACGCUGUACAAACAGCUGGAUGACAAGGACGAUGAAAUCAACCAGCACAGCCAGCUUGCUGAGAAACUUAAAGAGCAGAUGUUGGAUCAGGAAGAGCUGCUGGCGUCGACCAGGCGGGACCACGACAAGAUCCAGGAGGAGCUGUGCCGGCUGCAGACGGAGAACGAGCUGGCCAAGGAGGAGGUGAAGGAGGUGCUGCAGGCCCUGGAGGAGCUGGCCGUCAACUACGACCAGAAGAGCCAGGAGGCCGAGGAGCGGGAGCAGGCCAACCAGCAGCUGGCCGAGGAGCUGCAGCAGAAAACGACGCUGCUGUCGGCGGUGCAGCGGGAGCUGAACCAGCUGGAGGAGCUGAACGGCCUGCAGAGGAGGAGAGCCACCGAGGUCCUCAACCUGCUGGUGCGAGACCUGAGCGACAUCGGCGCCAUCGUCGGCACCGGCGACAUCAAGGCCGCCCCGUCCGCAGAGGCCAAGGGGAACGGCUCGGCGCUGGAGGAGGAGUUCACCGUCGCUCGCCUCUACAUCAGCAAGAUGAAGUCCGAGGUCAAGUCUCUGGUGAAGCGUGGCAAGCAGCUGGAGAGCGCCCAGGCCGACGCCCAGCACAAGAUCCAGGCCAACGAGAAGGAGCUGGCGUCCUGUCAGCUGCUCGUCUCGCAGCACCAGGCCAAGAUCAAGUCUCUGACCGACUACAUGCAGAACAUGGAGCAGAAGAAGAGGCAGCUGGAGGAGAGCCAAGACGCGCUGAGCGAAGAGCUCGCCAGGCUGCAGGCCCAGGAAAAACGACACGAGGCGUCAAAGGAGGACGGCUCGGACGGAGAAGACGGUGUGAAGCUCCAGAAAACGGUGGAGGAGCAGCUGGAGAGCCACAGGGAGGCCCAUCAGAAGCAGCUCGGCCGCCUGAGGGACGAGAUCGAAGACAAGCAGAAGAUGCUGGACGAGCUAACGGAUCUGAACCAGGGUCUGUUGCUGGAGCGAGAGAGACUCGCGUCGGACUAUGAGAAGCUGAGGGCCGAAGAACAGGACAAGGACUCAAAGUUGCAGAAGCUCAUACUGUUGAACGAGCACAGGGAGCAGGCCAGGGAGGACCUGAAGGGGCUGGAGGAGACUGUGGCCAAAGAGCUGCAGACUCUGCACACCCUACGCAAACUCUUUGUCCAGGAUCUCACAGCGCGAGUUAAGAAGAGCGCAGAGCUCGACUGCGAGGAGGGGCUCGGCAACGUUGCUCAGAAGCAGAAAAUCUCCUUCCUGGAAAACAACUUGGACCAGCUCACCAAGGUCCACAAGCAGCUGGUGAGGGACAAUGCAGACCUUCGCUGUGAGCUGCCCAAACUCGAGAAGCGUCUGCGGGCCACGGCGGAGCGCGUCAAAGCUCUGGAGAACGCCCUGAAGGAGGCCAAGGAGAACGCCAUGAGGGACCGCAAGCGCUACCAGAAAGAGGUGGACCGCAUUAAAGAGGCGGUCCGGGCCAAGAACAUGGCCAGGAGGGGGUAUUCUGCACAGAUCGCAAAGCCCAUCAGGCCGGGCCAUCACCCACUAUCGUCCCCCAUCAUCAGCACCGUCAGAACCGGAGCAAUCUACGCUCAGAACUGAAACAGGGACAGCAAUUAAAACCUGCGAGGGCAGAUUGUUAUCAUGGUACAGGUUGUGACCAGUUUGCUGCAUGACGACCACCAAUUUCACCUGGAUCCCCAACCCACGCCCCUUUCCUUGGAGCACCGAGGGAAAGCCUUCACAACCAAAACCUUUUCACCCAGAGAAACAAAAGGAGUCUGCAGAUCCCGAUGAGACUGACAUUUCUUAUGCUCUGACACCAGAUACUUCACGUUACUUGUCCUUUAUGCAGCUAUUACUUUAGUUGUCGAUAUUCAGUUAUAUGGUGAAUUUCGUUUCACAGUAAAAAUAAAGCUGUUCCAGAUUUUGGUAAGUAGCUUUCGUGGGAAUACAACAUUUUCUUUAAAAAUAAAAAGACUUGAAAUUCCAGACCAGUAGGUGGCGAUAACUUCCAAAGACACGUCAAAAGACAAAUAUAUGGGCCCCAUAUGUAAAAUAUUGGUGUGAGCCCCAUAUGGGCUUGGUUCAGGUUCAGGCUACUAAGUGGUUCAGGGCUCAAUGUUUGCAUCCUUUAUGGGGCCCAUUUGUUUUGACCCAUACUUCAAACCCCUAUUAGGCUCCUAAUGUGGGUCUUGGUUCGCUCUCAAAUUGAUAACGAAUAAAUUAGGUAUAGCCAAGACAUGUAGAAGGUCCACAUGGGUCCCACCUUUCGCUGCAUUAAAGGAUAACAUGUUACCCAGUGGAAAAUUCCACCUGAGGCCAAUUUUUCAACCCAUUUCUGGCCCAUGUGUAAAUUUGCUAGUUAAUUUAUUUAUCUUUCUAUGAAAUAUGCCUUCUAAUAUAAUUUGGUUAAUUAUAAAGCCUGUAUGUAUUUCAGAAGAAAUACACAUUAUUUGAUGCAGUUUUUCCUCAUUUCUGAUACACUUCCAUGUCCUAAACUCCAAAAUUGCACCAUGCAGAGGUUAGAGAGACCCAGAAGGACACUGACCAGCCAUUCAGAUGUUCUCUGGACUGAGAAAAUGAGACAGGCCUGUUUUACCUCAUCUGUGUGGUAGAUUGGGCUUUUAGACAGUUUUAUCUCAGAAUUACAACCAUCUGCACAUUCUCAAACAAUCCCCUGAAAAGUCCACUGAAAUAAAGAAAAUUAACGCACAUUUCUGUCCAACAGUUUUAUUUUAUGAAUAUACAAAAAAAAGCUAACCAAGUAAUGAAUGUAAGUGCAUGGAUGAGAGCUUGCACCUAAAGCUUGUUCAGUAGAAGCCAUUUGGAUAUGUUCUGCAUUUACCUCACUGUACAAAUGUGUGUUCUCAGUUUGAUCAACUUUCUCUUUAGUUUUCUUGAUAGAGGCAUCAUUUGUCUGAAUUUACCUGCAAAUAAAGAUAAUUAACGUCA